UAUGAAUUUAAGGGUAUGAUCGACUAUGUAUUCUUCACACGACAGCACUUCCAUCUACUAGGUAGCCUGGAUCAGCUGCCCGACAGCUGGUUCAACCAGGAAAAGGUUGUCGGUUGUCCACAUGUUCACGUUCCAUCUGAUCACUUCCCACUUCUAGUAGAGCUUGAAUUGCUUUCUCCGGCUGUAUCUGGGGCUUCGACUUUGAAUACAAUUGCUAAUAAGAACGAGUUCACUUCCAAUGUCGUAGGUGAGUCAUGA
Protopolystoma xenopodis is the source of this 258-nucleotide messenger RNA. Lineage: Eukaryota; Metazoa; Platyhelminthes; Monogenea; Polystomatidea; Polystomatidae. The record is from the annotation of a GenBank genome assembly.